CUGGGAUCCCACUGCCUUGUGGGAUAGCGGAGGGUUCCCUCUGGCCCCAGCAGGUUUUCCGGAUUCCUCCCCCGCGCCUCCCUCGUCAAGUACGGAAGCUGACAGGGUCCGCGGGCGGCGAUGGCGGCGCACCUUAAGAAGCGGGUGUACGAGGAGUUCACUAAGGUGGUUCAGCAACAGGAGGAAAUUACUACUAAGAAACUCCGACUAACAAAACCAAGUAAAUCUGCAGCACUCCACAUAGAUCUAUGUAAAGCUACCUCUCCAGCAGAUGCUUUGCAGUACCUACUUCAGUUUGCCAGGAAGCCUGUCGAGGCAGAAAGUGUGGAAGGAGUAGUCAGGAUUCUCUUGGAACAUUAUUAUAAGGAGAAUGAUCCAUCUGUGAGACUGAAAAUUGCUUCAUUAUUGGGGUUAUUGUCAAAGACUGCAGGAUUUUCUCCAGACUGUAUUAUGGAUGAUGCCAUUAACAUCCUGCAGAAUGAAAAGUCUCAUCAAGUCCUAGCUCAACUGUUGGACACUUUGCUUGCAAUUGGCACUAAACUCUCAGAGAAUCAAGCUAUCCAGAUGAGAUUAGUUGAUGUAGCCUGCAAGCACCUGACAGAUACUUCCCAUGGUGUAAGAAAUAAGUGCCUGCAAUUACUUGGCAAUCUCGGCUCUUUGGAGAAAAGUGUCACAAAGGAUGCAGAAGGCCUAGCUAUCAGAGAUGUCCAGAAGAUUAUAGGGGAUUACUUUAGUGACCAAGACCCGCGUGUCAGAACAGCAGCUAUAAAAGCCAUGUUGCAGCUUCAUGAAAGAGGACUGAAAUUACACCAAACAAUUUAUAAUCAGGCCUGUAAAUUGCUGUCUGAUGACUAUGAACAAGUGCGCAGUGCUGCAGUCCAGCUUAUCUGGGUUGUCAGUCAGCUCUAUCCUGAAAGCAUUGUCCCAAUCCCAUCUUCUAAUGAAGAAAUUCGCUUAGUUGAUGAUGCUUUUGGGAAAAUUUGUCACAUGGUCAGUGAUGGAUCCUGGGUGGUUCGAGUUCAAGCUGCAAAGCUAUUGGGCUCUAUGGAGCAAGUCAGUUCUCAUUUCUUGGAGCAGACGCUUGACAAGAAGCUGAUGUCAGAUCUAAGGAGGAAACGCACUGCACACGAGCGUGCCAAGGAACUUUAUAGCUCAGGGGAGUUUUCCAGCGGCAGGAAGUGGGGAGAUGAUGCUCCCAAGGAAGAAGUAGAUACGGGGGCUGUGAACUUGAUCCAAUCAGGAGCUUGUGGAGCUUUUGUUCAUGGAUUGGAAGAUGAAAUGUAUGAGGUCCGCAUUGCUGCGGUGGAGGCUCUCUGCAUGCUGGCCCAGUCUUCGUCCUCUUUUGCUGAGAAGUGCCUUGAUUUCCUGGUUGACAUGUUUAAUGAUGAAAUUGAGGAAGUACGUCUACAGUCCAUACAUACCAUGAGAAAAAUCUCCAACAAUAUCACCCUCCGAGAGGAUCAGCUAGACACUAUCCUGGGUGUAUUAGAGGAUUCAUCCAGAGAUAUUAGGGAGGCUCUUCAUGAACUCUUAUGCUGUGCUAAUGUUUCAACCAAAGAAGGGAUUCAUCUUGCACUGGUGGAGCUGCUGAAAAAUUUAACCAAGUACCCUACCGAUAGGGAUUCCAUAUGGAAAUGCCUGAAGUUUCUGGGAAGUCGACAUCCAACCCUGGUGCUUCCCUUGGUUCCAGAGCUCCUGAGCACCCACCCAUUUUUUGACACAGCUGAACCAGACAUGGAUGAUCCAGCAUACAUUGCAGUUUUGGUUCUUAUCUUCAAUGCUGCUAAAAGCUGUCCAACAAUGCCAGCAUUGUUCUCGGAUCAUACCUUCAGGCACUAUGCCUACCUCCGGGACAGUCUUUCUCAUCUUGUUCCUGCCUUGAGGUUAUCAGGUAGAAAACUUGUGUCAUCAGCUGUUUCCCCCAAUAUCACGCCUCAUGAGGAUCCUUCCCAUCAGUUCCUGCAGCAGAGCCUUGAAAGGGUGUACAGUCUUCAGCACCUGGACCCUCAGGGAACCCAGGAGCUGCUAGAGUUCACCAUCAGGGAUCUGCAAAGACUUGGAGAACUUCAGUCUGAAUUGGCAGGAGUAGCUGACUUCUCGGCUGCCUAUCUUCGGUGUCAACUUCUUCUCAUCAAGGCCUUACAGGAAAAGCUGUGGAAUGUGGCCGCCCCUUUGUAUUUGAAGCAGAGCGAUUUGGCCUCAGCAGCAGCAAAACAGAUCAUGGAAGAGACCUACAAAAUGGAGUUCAUGUACAGUGGUGUGGAGAAUAAGCAGGUGGUGAUUAUACAUCAUAUGAGGCUGCAGGCCAAAGCCUUGCAACUUAUAGUAACGGCACGAACUACUCGAGGAAUUCAGAAAUUUCACCAGGAUAUGUCUCGAGUUGACCUCCUAUUUGGGAUGUGUGAAAAGUUUUUACAGGAAGUGGAUUUUUUUCAGAGGUGUUUCAUCGCUGAUUUGCCCCACUUGCAAGACAGCUUUGUGGACAAACUUCUUGACCUUAUGCCCCGACUCAUAACAUCCAAACCUGCAGAAGUGGUCAAAAUUCUACAGACCAUGCUGCGGCAGAGUACCUUCCUGCACCUCCCGCUUCCAGAGCAGGUCAGGAUUCACAAAGCCUCAGCCACCAUUAUUGAGCCAGCAGGCGAGUCAGACAACCCUUUGCGGUUUACAUCUGGGUUAGUGGUGGCCCUGGAUGUUGAUGCAACUCUGGAACAUGUGCAGGAUCCUCAGAGCACUGUGAAGGUCCAGGUCUUAUAUCCAGAUGGCCAGGCUCAGAUGAUCCACCCCAAGCCUGCAGACUUCCGGAAUCCUGGCCCAGGGCGGCACCGGCUCAUCACUCAGGUGUAUCUCUCCCACACUGCCUGGACAGAACCAUGCCAGGUGGAAGUGAGGCUGCUGUUGGCCUACAACUCCAACUCGCGCAUUCCAAAAUCCCCCUGGAUGGAGGGGGGCGAGAUAUCGGCACAGGCGGAAACCAGCAUUGAGGGCACCAUCCCCUUCAGCAAGUCUGUAAAAGUUUACAUAAUGCCCAAGCCCACCAGGCGCUGAGUCACAAGCAGUCUUUAUAGCCUUGAAGGCCCUUCUUAGGGAUCAGAGUGAGCCAGAGCCAGGAGGACUUCACCUGGAAAUGGCGUAUUGGCAUAAGGAGAAACAAGUGACCCUUAGAGUCUCACCUGGUAUCAGACACAGAUAAAUUAUUUUGCAUUAAGAAAACAAAAACCUUCCUACUCACCCCCAUUCCUCCCUAUAAUAAAGUUGAGAAACCACCCAA
Molecule: messenger RNA, 3271 nt
Organism: Myotis daubentonii (Daubenton's bat)
Lineage: Eukaryota; Metazoa; Chordata; Mammalia; Chiroptera; Vespertilionidae
Gene: INTS4
Product: integrator complex subunit 4
Biological process (GO): snRNA processing
Cellular component (GO): integrator complex
Source: RefSeq, a predicted model, not a curated record